GUUAAUAUUGACUUCCAGGCGCCAUGAAGCUCGGCCUACUGCUCGUCGCAACGCUGGCGGCAGUCGUGUGCUCUGCAGCGCGGGCAGGCCGCGUGCCGACGACGACAGAGACGCCCUGUCCCAGGAUGUGCAUCGCCGGCCAGCCGUCCGUCUGCGCUGAGGUCUCUCCCGGAAGGUACAUCACGUACUCCGGCGCAUGCAUGAAGCGCAUGUGCGAGUGUAUGCUCAAUAGAAGCCUGACGCAGGUGGACAUGAGCUUGUGCCGGGAUGCUCUCAGAGACAAGUGCCCCCUUCGCGUGGCCGCUGUGCAGACGCCAGCGGACGCCGAGGACGAAGAGGACUCCCUCAGCGCGUAGACCACUGGCCGACUUACAAGCAGCAAAUGAGCUACUGGGCAUUUCUCAACUAACCACUGGGUUGCUACGUUUUCGAUCGUCUUACUUAAUGUACACUGCUUCACUCUAUUUUAUUCAUUGUCGUGUAUCUACUGUGAACUAAUAUAUAAAAUCUUCUCCUUUUCCUUUUAACGUUGUUCCUGAUAAAUCAAACAACAAAAUUGUAAG
This is a messenger RNA of Schistocerca serialis cubense, 563 nucleotides long. RefSeq lists its product as uncharacterized. The transcript is spliced from 3 exons. Bases 24 to 356 code for a protein of 110 amino acids. The record is from RefSeq and is a predicted model, not a curated record. NCBI's taxonomy places the organism in Eukaryota, Metazoa, Arthropoda, Insecta, Orthoptera, Acrididae.